CAGUUGGGUACUGUUGGAUGUCGCACGUUCACUGCACGCAAGUUAGGCUGGUUAGAAACCUCCAAGCAGGAAAUAAAGAUUGCCAGGAAAAUGGAUACUUCUGAAGAGGCCAAAAAGUGGCAAAUUCCUGCCUUGUCUUGCGUCUCUAUGAAAAGUGAUGCCUCGAUGCACAAUCAUGAGAACUUCGCCAAAGAAACAUCAGACAGGUCAUUUCAUAUUGAAAACUCAAAUAUUUUUGCCUCCUGUGAAUCGGCAAGUGAUUCUUAUAUUAAGGCUUAUCAUGAUGUCACUAGUAAAGAUGCUGCCAGGGACCACAAUGAUUACCUGGAAUCAGCAGAGAUGGAUAUAAACGCUGUAUUCAAGCUGGUGGAAUCCCAGGGUGUGGCUAUUCUUAGGAGGGAAAUUAAACGUUAUAAGAAGACGCUAUUUCCACACCUAUCACCACCUUUGACGAGGAAGACGGAAAGUCUAGAUGAAGACGGUUUCACUACUGAAGAUACAAAGAUGGACACAAAUGCCAGCGAGGGGGCUCUGAAGAUUACAUUGCAUGUCCUCAAUGAAUUAGGACAAAAGACACUUGCCAAUGAAUUGGAAAAAUGCAUCUAUGGUGAGCUUGAUGUCUGCCAACGUAAACUCAGAGAGAAAUUGAAAAGGUUUGAAUACAUUUACGAGGGAGUGGCACAGCAUGGAAACCAGACACUUCUCAACAAGGUUUACACAGAGCUCUACAUCACAGAGGGAGUUGGUGGUGCCAUCAAUAAUGAACAUGAGAUCAGACAGAUUGAGGCUAAAACCAGGGCAACUGUGACAGAAGACAAGCCAAUAAAAUGUGAAGACAUCUUUAAGCCUGUUUGUGGACAAGACAGAGUCAUCAGAACCACACUGACAAAAGGAAUUUCUGGCAUUGGAAAAACCAUCUCUGUGCAUAAGUUUAAUCUGGAAUGGGCCGAGGGAAGAGCCAACCAGGAUAUUCAACUUCUAAUUAACCUCCCAUUUCGGGAGCUGAAUCUGAUGAAGCAACUCUGCACACUCACAGAGCUCCUUCAUCACUUUCUCAUUGAGGCAAAAGAUUCAGGAAUUUCCAAUUUUGGCAAAUACAAACUCAUUCUGAUAUUUGAUGGUCUUGAUGAGUGCCGGCUUCCCCUGGACUUUGACUACAACAGGUCAUGCUGCUGCGACUCAGAGCAAGUCCCAGUAGAUGUUCUCCUGACGAAUCUCUUCAAAGGGAACCUGCUGCCUUCUGCACAUAUCUGGAUUACUUCCCGACCUGCAGCUGCAAAUCGCAUUCCAGUCAACCUCAUUGAUCGUGUGACCGAGAUACGGGGGUUCAAUGAUCCCCAAAAGGAAGAGUACUUCAGAAAAAAGAUCUCGGACCAGGACAUGGCCAGUAAAGUCAUAUCUCAUGUAAAAUCGACCAGGAGCCUCCACAUCAUGUGUCACAUCCCAGUUUUUAGCUGGAUAUCUGCCACUGUUCUACAAAGGAUUUUGACAGAAAUGGAAAGAAAGGAAAGAGAGGAUGACGAAAAAGGCGAAAUGCCCAACACUCUGACACAAAUGUACACCCAUUAUUUGGUUUACAACUCACUGAUCACAAGUCAGAAGUAUUCAGCAGGAGAGGAGGAAUCAGAUACACCAUCCCAGGUCAAUGAAGAGCUGAUCUUGAAACUGGGAAAACUGGCCUUUGAGCAUCUGAUGAAGGGUAACAUGAUCUUCUAUGAGAAUGAACUGAAUGAGUAUGACCUCAACAUCAAUGACACUGCCAUCCAUUCAGGAAUGUUCACACAGAUCUCAGGGACUGAUUUUGGAUUUCAUCUGGAGAGGAAGAUCUACUCCUUUGUGCAUCUCAGUGUUCAGGAGUAUUUAGCUGCGGCAUACGUUUUUCACACAUUUGUCUCCUCAAAUAAAAACCUGCUGGAUCUACGCGAAACCACCCAAGUUCAGGAAGGGGACAGUCAAAUAACCGACCUUCUCAAGAGUGCAGUGGAUAGGGCCUUGCAGAAUGAGAAUGGCAACCUUGAUCUUUUUCUUCGCUUCCUUCUUGGCCUUUCACAGACAUCCACUCAGACUUUGUUGAGAAGUGUUCUGACCACCAUAAAGACCAGCUUAGGAAGAAAUGAGGAAAUUACUGAGUACAUCAAGGAGAAAAUCAAGCAAACUUCCUCUGUAGAAAGGUGCAUCAACCUCUUCCACUGCCUCACAGAGCUUAAUGAUCAGUCUCUUUUGGAGGAAAUCCAGACUUACCUGAGCUCUGGUAGCUUGCCAGAGACCACGCUGUCAUCGUCACAGUGGUCCGCUCUGGUCUGUGUUCUGCUGACGUCACAGGAGUCGCUGGAUGAGUUUGACCUACGAAACUAUUCACGAUCUGAGGAGGGUUUGCGGAGGCUGUUACCGGUGAUUAAAGAAUCCAAAGUGGCACUGCUUAAAGAAUGCAACCUGACAGAGAAAUGCUGUGAAGCACUUGCAUCCCUUUUGAGCAGUUCAUGUCUGAAAGAGCUGGACUUGAGUGACAAUGAUCUGCAAGAUGCAGGAGUGAAACUGCUGUCCAGCGGAUUGGGAAGUCCCACAUGCCAGCUGGAAACACUGAGGCUGCAGUUCUGCGGGAUCACAGAGGCUGGUUGUGGCUUUCUGGCUGCAGCUGUGCGGACCAACCCUGGUCAUUUAAAGGAACUGGAUCUGAGUUACAAUCAUCCAGGGCAAGAUGGCAUGGAGCUGCUGUCCUCUUUACAGAAGGAUAACGAACACCUCACUGUUAGCUUAAAAGGCAACGGAGAGUGCUACUUAAAAUCAGCUUUGAAGAAAUAUGCAUGUGAGCUGACUAUGGAGCUGAACACAGCCGACGCACAUUUGUCCUUCUCCGAGAACAACAAAAAAAUCACUCGAAUGGAAAGUGCUCUUCCAUACCUCGACAACCCGGACAGAUUUUCAGACUGGGGACAAGUGCUUUGUAAAGAGGGCCUGCAGGAUCGCUGUUACUGGGAAGUAGAGUGGAGUGGGGACUGGAUCGGUGUAGGAGUAGCUUAUAAAGAAAUCAGCAGGAAGGAAAAAGGUAAUGAAUCUGUUCUUGGCUACAAUGAGAAAUCCUGGAGUCUGCGCUACCUUAAAGGCAAAUACACGGCCUGGUACAAUAAGAGUGAUGCAGACAUGUCAGUCCCCUACUUCGACACAAAGAGGGUUGGUGUGUUCUUAGAUUGGUCAGCCGGCACUCUGUCUUUUUAUGCCGUAUCAUCGCAGUCUAUGACUCACCUCCACACAUUCAACACAGAAUUCUCAGGGCCACUGUAUCCGGGCUUCAGGCUGGGAUAUAAAGGUUCAACCUUAACUUUGUGCACCCCAGAAUAUCCUUAAAUAGCUGUGUUCCUGAAACAACACAAGGCUGAGAAGAAUGAGGAUGAAAUGAGCUUUCUAAGUGGGUCCUGGGUCACAUACUGAAGAGUAAGUAGUGUUCCUAUCAAGAUGUAUUGUAGGAAAAAAUGAAGAAACAUAAGUCAAGUAGUUUAAAUGAAUAUAAGCUUACACUUCAGAUUCACAGCGUCAUUUCACUGUAUUCACAAUGUGGAGUGUGCAAGAAGAGUUUAGUACUCUUUACAAUCAUCUUUUUAGCGACUCCAGUGUUCUUGGGAAAAUUGAGAGGCUCUCCUGCAGGCAGGGACAUCUUGCAGUCUGUGGAUAUAAGCAAAUAAUGUUCUUCCUCCUUUGUUUUGUCAGGACCUCAUUAGAGCUGGCUUCAGCUGUUAUAUGUUGGUAAUCUAUCUGCUUUUAGUUUUCUCUGCCUUUGCAGAAUUCUCUGCUUCCACUUGAAUACUUGUGUACUUACUGAUGUCUACCAAGCAUAUAGCUGAUGUGAGCUUCCACAUAAUUGUUUGUGUAUAUUGGAUAUAGUUUAUUUUAAAGUUCUUUAUUAAGUUUUCUUAGUGAUAAAAUAUGUAGUUGUGAUGGGUUUUAUGGGAAUUACAAAUUCACUCACUCCACAGGCAGGAUGAUCCCUCAUUAUUUUGCUAUUAUCGGUAAUAUGGUGCUUUGAACCAGUUCUUAACAUUUUCAUACUCAUUACUCUAGCAGGUGUCUAGACAGACACACUCUGUAUUUAUGGAGUGUGUAAAGUUGUACUGUUAUUGUGAAUAGUUUGUUCGUUCUUGAGGGUCAGGGUGGAAGUAUCUUGACUUUGUGUGAUGCAAAAAGUGUCUCAAGAUAAAUACUGUAGCAACUCAACUUUAUUUUCUGACACUUGCUAUGGCAACUGCAUCCCAAACAAUGCUCUUGUUUAACAGGUGUAGGUAUUGCUCUUGUAUUUUGUUUAUAGCAUUAAAAAACCUUUACAUAUAAUCUGAGAUCAAGAUGUAUUAUGCUAAAAUAAAGCUGACUCAUUUAUAUUGCAAUAAAACAGAAAAA
Melanotaenia boesemani (Boeseman's rainbowfish) is the source of this 4389-nucleotide messenger RNA. Its product is annotated as NLR family CARD domain-containing protein 3-like. The record is from RefSeq and is a predicted model, not a curated record. Gene Ontology annotation, molecular function: protein binding. Bases 91 to 3345 code for a protein of 1084 amino acids. The transcript has 10 exons. Lineage: Eukaryota; Metazoa; Chordata; Actinopteri; Atheriniformes; Melanotaeniidae.